CUCACAGUUAGUAUACUUUGACAAUGGCAGAUAUCAAGCAACAGAAGGCCUACCGAGCCUGGCCCACCGACCCUCCUACUUACACCGCGGCCAACAACGAGCAGAUGCGAAAUAUCACCCAGAACAAGGAUUGGCAUUAUUCGCUCUGUGACUUUUGCUCCCCAGGCUCGUUAUGCCUAAUGAGCUGGUGUCUUCCAUGUCUCACUUUCGGAAAGACGCAAGCGCGAGCUCACGAUCCCACCCUCCAAAACUUCAGCUACAUCAACACUGACUGCGCAGUCUUCACCUGUCUCGGCCUCGGCCUCUCCCAAUGGAUCAUCCAGACUAUCCGGCGAGGCGAGAUGCGCGAGCGAUUCGGCAUCGCGGGCUCGUGCUGCGGCGACUGCUGCACAACCAUGUGCUGCGGGUGCUGUGCGCUCAUCCAGGAGGAGAAGGAGAUGGAGCUGCGCACGAGGCCGGAGUUCGCGGGGUACCAGCCGGCGCGGCAGAUGGCGUACUCGGCCUCGGGUUGA
This is a messenger RNA of Aspergillus saccharolyticus JOP 1030-1, 512 nucleotides long. Its product is annotated as PLAC8 family protein. The transcript is spliced from 3 exons. The record is from RefSeq and is a predicted model, not a curated record. The coding region runs from base 24 to 512 and encodes 162 amino acids. Lineage: Eukaryota; Fungi; Ascomycota; Eurotiomycetes; Eurotiales; Aspergillaceae.